Molecule: messenger RNA, 3286 nt
Organism: Oncorhynchus mykiss (rainbow trout)
Lineage: Eukaryota; Metazoa; Chordata; Actinopteri; Salmoniformes; Salmonidae
Product: ran-binding protein 3
Biological process (GO): protein export from nucleus
Source: RefSeq, a predicted model, not a curated record
UCUAGUGUUGGUAACAUUUUGUUAGCCCAGCCAUACACGCAUGUCUACCGCGGAGUAUUGUGGGUGUCAGUGAGGAAGUAAAAUGGCGGACCUGGCAAACGAAGAGAAGCCUGCCAUAGCCCCACCUGUGUUUGUGUUCCAGGAAGAUAAAGCACAGAAGAGAUCAGCAGAAGGGUCCAGUGCUGAGGAUGGAGAAGACUCUGAUAAAGAUGAGAGUAGUUACUGUCCCCCGGCCAAGAGAGAAAGAACAUCAUCACUAACACAGUUCCCACCCGCACAUUCAGUUUCUAAGAACAAUGUGUUCAUGCCAUCCAGUUUCUGUCAGUCCCCGUCAGGAAAUAAUUCAGAUUCAGAACCUGAGGAGAAGACUGUUGGGUUUCGCUUGAAGCCUCCCACCCUGAUCCAUGGACAGGCUCCUCGUACAGGUGUCCCGAGCCAGAAGCCCAAGGAGCAGCAGCGCAGCGUACUACGACCCGCAGUACUGCAGGCCCCUCCGCCUAGCAAAUCACUAACCCUGACCGGUUUGAACAGUGGUACGAAUGGAGUGAACAGAUUGUCCGAGGGUCUGCCAGUCACCCAGAACAACACAGAGAACUGUGAUGGCUCCACAGACAAUAUGGCCAAGUCACAGGAGAAGAAAAGCGAGAGCGGUGAGAGCAGGAAUAUAGAGAGAACAGAUCCUCCUGUGGAAUCCACAUUUGUAUUUGGUCAGAAUGUCAGAGACAGAGCCAAGGUUGAGGGAAGCAGUGAAAAGAAAGUCUCUCUGUCAGCAGAAUCAGGGGAAACCAAUUAUUUCCUACAGUACAGAAGCACUCCUGGCUUACAGAAGGCUGAGAACAACACUGACGACGGGGCUAAGUUUGUGUUUGGACAGAACAUGUCGGAUCGUGUCCUGAGUCCGCUGAAAUGUGAGCAGGCAGCAGAGAGCAGCAGAGAUCCCCCUGCCACCCCGCCAUGUGAGCCACCCUCACUGGUCAGCAGCCCCGACAAAGAUACCAAUGUGACAGAGUCUUUGGAGGAGUCGGCAGCGGCCUACACCAAAGCCACAGCCAAGAAGUGCUUGUUAGAGAAGGUAGAGGUCAGAACUGGAGAGGAGUCGGAGAGUAAUGUACUACAGGUCCAAUGCAAGUUGUUUGUGUUUGACAAAGCUUCCCAGUCUUGGGUGGAGAGAGGCAGAGGACUACUAAGGCUUAAUGAUAUGGCCUCCACAGAGGAGGGAUCAUUACAGUCCAGGCUAGUGAUGAGGACCCAGGGCAGUUUGCGUCUGAUCCUCAACACCAAGCUGUGGCCCCAAAUGCAGACAGACAAAGCCAGCGAGAAGAGCGUCCGCAUCACAGCCAUGGACACUGAGGACCAGGGGGUCAAGGUCUUCCUCAUAUCGGCGAGCUCUAAGGACACGGGUCAGCUGUACGCAGCGCUGCAUCACCGUAUCCUGGCACUGCGGAGCCGCUCAGACCAGGAGCCAGAGCCCCGGGUCCCCAUUCCAGACGGCCACAUCCCUCACCCCCAGUCUAACGAGGAGGAUAGUGAUGAGGACGAAUCGCUCACACCCACUGCCAACAUCGCAGAGGGUCCAGAGGUCCAGGCCAGCGGGAGUGGGUCCUCAUAGCGCCUGCCCCCCUCCACACGCUGCAGUCAGGACCCCUACAGGCACCUCAGUCCAGCAUUUCCCCAAUGGUCAGAGGUCACAGUGGAGUACCAGGAAGGAUCCUAUGCAGGUGCUACUAACUUAACUCUGUGCAGUUCAGUCUCUCUGCAUUUGCAGUAUAUCCGGGAUGGAUGGUCUUUUUGUUUGUUUUUUUAUUUUCGUUUUUUUAACCUAUAGAACUGAAAAAUAUAUAUUUUUUGGAGUUUGUGAAUUGUCGCUCAUCAUAUUGAUGAGUGAGACGUUGCAAGACGGAAUGAGAAAGCGGUUUUCUUCUCUCGCCGAUGUAAGUACAUUCUAAAGAGCUUGCCGUUAAAAGUGGGACCUCUUUAUCCACCUUGCAAGAAAACAGACCUCAGGCACUUCAAAUCCAGUGGGGCUUGUAUUUUGUUCAGAGAGGUAAAGAUCUAGUUGCCUAGCAAAUAAUAGUUUAUAAAGUCUUCUUUCAGAGUUGUGUCUGAACUCUCCAAGUUUUAUUUUGUAUUUUAAGUCCGUCGAUACCGCCUUUGGCCACUUAGUUUUUUAGUCUGUAGUCAACAUUAUAAAUUAUUUUUGACCACAAAUCAUUUGAAAUCGAAGCCCUUGUGCAAACACCUGCUUUGACGUAAAUUAUUUAAUAAAGAAUUCCAUUUAAUAAUGGAGUUGACCUGUGUUCAUUAUUAUGAUGAUUAUUAUUAUUGAUAGUUGAUAUAUCGACUUUGAUUUUGAAGUUCAUUUGAAAAUGAACCCAUUUUGCAAAUAAGCUAGCUGGAUUUGAUAGUUUUACAGCAGGUUUUUUUCCCAUGACCCCAAAAUUGUCCCUAAAUAUAGAUGGUAGAUGUGUUUGUUUCAAAAAGAUAAAGCAUUUUUAGAUGGAUCUGAAAAGAUAUCAUCUUCCCAAAUAUAUAUUGAAUAAACCAAUUUUAUUAGUUGUUUACAAUUGUUUAUUUAGUUUGCUUUAAAUAAGUUACACAGACAUUGUUUAUAACAACCUCGAUCAUUGUGAACAUAUUUUUCCUAUGUUUUUUCACACCAUGAGAAAGGUCAAUAUAAUAACUUCUAGGUUUGGGUGUUGGCAGUUGGAUUCUCCGAACAUGUCGUUAUUUGCAUCUAUCCUAAAUGGGUUUGACCUCAAAACCCUACAAAAUGCACAUAUACUCUCAGAACAACUAAUGCUGCCAUUUUAAUUCAAAGAGCUAUAGGCAUUGGAACAGGUGGUUCUACACGCACAUGAUUGGAAGACUACAAGUACAUUGUUUCUCACCAAUCGUCUGGGUGCUGAGCCCUCUUUAUUCCACUGUUAAUCGGUGGCUUUGGUUUGGUGUAUUUAAAACGGAUCCCCUAUGAGAAUAGAUGACUGCAGUUAUAUUUCCUUCAGUGAAGUGUGGCUCCUCUUGUUUUAAGCCUUUCUUCAUAUCAGUGGAAUUAGUCAUAUCUCUAAACUGUUGUAUUAUAGUGUCAUCCUUUUUCAUGUACUACAAGCCUUUCAUGUGAAAAUAUGUAUUUUUAACACAAAAAAAGCACACUUUGAAAACUGAAAAAAAAAACAAAAAAAAAACAGGCAAGUAGAAAUGUUUGUGGUUAAAAUGUAUAUAUCCCGUAAUGUAUAUUAUUGAGCAGCCUUUAAGUGUAAAAAAAAAUAAAAAAGGAUGCCCCUCCUUA